This is a messenger RNA of Helianthus annuus (common sunflower), 1452 nucleotides long. RefSeq names its product dof zinc finger protein DOF5.6. NCBI's taxonomy places the organism in Eukaryota, Viridiplantae, Streptophyta, Magnoliopsida, Asterales, Asteraceae. The transcript has 2 exons. Gene Ontology annotation, biological process: regulation of DNA-templated transcription. The record is from RefSeq and is a predicted model, not a curated record. The coding region runs from base 88 to 990 and encodes 300 amino acids. Gene Ontology annotation, molecular function: DNA-binding transcription factor activity; DNA binding.
AUCCCCUCGACCCUCCCACCACAAUAAACCACCCCCUAAAACACACACACUUACUGUGUGUGAACUUUGUGUUUGAAAAUAUAUCAGAUGGGUUUAACGUCUCUUCAAGUUUGCAUGGACUCUCCAGACUGGUUUCAGGGCACAAAUCCAGAGGAACUAGCAAUAGACACAUCCUCGCCAUCAGGACUUACUGACUCCAUGCUCUCAUGUUCCCGGCCGUUAAUGGACCGGCGGCUCCGGCCACCGCAAGACCACCCUCUCAAAUGUCCACGUUGUGACUCCACACACACCAAAUUCUGCUACUACAACAACUACUCACUCACUCAGCCUCGUUACUUCUGCAAGACCUGCCGCCGGUACUGGACCAAAGGCGGAACCCUUCGUAACAUCCCCGUAGGUGGCGGUUGCCGGAAGAACAAGAAAGUGGUGUCCAGUUCUAAAAAACCCAUCAUCCAACACCACCAGAAAAACUCACAUUUGGUUGAUAUUUACCAAAACCCUAACCCUAACCCUAAUCAUAAUCAUAAUCAUCAGUUGGUUAUGAAUUGUGUGGAUCUUCAACUGUCUUAUCCGGAAUCAACGAUGCAGUAUUCGGGGUCGAAUUUAUUGGGGAUUGGGAAUUCAAGUAAUGCUACGAGUUUUAUGUUUGAGAAUAUGAAUAGUAGUUAUGGUGGUGUGAAUGUAAUGGGACAAAGUUAUCAAGGAGGAAGUCUUUGUUCGCCGUUUGGAGGGAUGACACUCGAUUCGAUUAAUUCUUUUGGAGAGAGAGGGUUAAUUGCGUAUAAUCGCGAAGGAAAUGGUGUAAAUGAUGAUAACAUUGGUGGUUUUGUUGAUGUAAAGCCAAACGUGUUGGCUUUAGAAUGGCAAGAUGAUGGUCAUGCUAGUGCGACUUCAGGCGGUGGUGAUGGUGGGUACUUGACGGGUCUUGGGUCAUCAUGGGGUGGGUUGGUUCAUGGGUAUGGACCAUCGACGACGAACCCAUUGGUGUAGUUUGAUUUCUAGGUGUUUUUAGGAAAAUUAUAAGUGUUUCUUGGAGAUUUUUGAAAGUUUUUUGGUUUAUUAGAAGUUUGCUAUUCGAGGGUAGUGGACUCUAAAAAAAUCUAACACCAAUUAUUCACGUGACAACCAAAUAUUUCGAAUCCAUUGAUAUGACAAAAUACAAGAAAAUGAGUCUACUUCUUUAAUUAGCAAACUUCCUAUAAACCAAAACAAGUUCAAAACUUCUUCUAAAAACGCUUAAGAUUUUUCUAUAGGAAUCAAAUUGCAUGGGUUGGGUGUAUAGUGUUCAAACUUUUGAGUGUGAACGGGGGUUCAAAAACUACUGCUUUGGAUGUUGGUUUUUUUUAUAUUAUAUUUAGUGGUGGUGUUUGUUGAAUGUUAUUUUAGUUGGCAUUCAGGAUCGUAGGAUUUUGUGACAUCUCGAGAAAGAUAAUUAGUGUGUUUUUUAAUGUU